Molecule: messenger RNA, 621 nt
Organism: Staurois parvus
Lineage: Eukaryota; Metazoa; Chordata; Amphibia; Anura; Ranidae
Source: the annotation of a GenBank genome assembly
AUGUAUGUGGACACCUUUAGCUGUGAUUUCCAGACUGCAGACUCUUUAUAUACUUAUUGCAUAUGUUGGUAUUUCAAAUGUGAAAUUCUGCCAAGGUUCAUCUUUGUACCCUGUUUCCUGCCAGGAGCGGAGCUCUCUUGUAUCAUUAAAAACAGCAACACAAAUGACCCACGCAUUGAAUGGAAGAAGACCCGUAAUAACGAGACUACCUAUGUCUAUUUUGAGAAUAAUAUUCAAGGAGACUUGAAAAAUCGUGCUGAAAUUCAGUCCCAGAGCUCGUUGGUUAUAUUUAAUGCCAGCCGGACCGACACUGGAACAUAUCGCUGCGAAGUGGCCGCUGUGGACGACCAGAAGAAUUUAGCGGAGAUUAUCAUUAAUCUCACUGUCAAAGUAAAACCAGUGACUCCCCAAUGCCGAGUGCCCAAGUCUGUCCCAGUGGGAAAGUCUGCCGUUCUGCAUUGCCAGGAGAAUGAGGGUUACCCCAGUUCUGUGUAUCGAUGGUAUCGCAAUACUGACGCACUGCCAGAUGACUCCAAAACCAGCCCAAAAUUUGUCAAUUCAUCUUUUACCUUAAACACCAAUACUGGAACCUUGGUGAGACUAGUGGCAACCCUGGCAUAA